Pocillopora verrucosa is the source of this 3308-nucleotide messenger RNA. RefSeq lists its product as uncharacterized. The record is from RefSeq and is a predicted model, not a curated record. Lineage: Eukaryota; Metazoa; Cnidaria; Anthozoa; Scleractinia; Pocilloporidae.
AUACACUGAACCUUCAGAACGGACGGAGUGGUCGUACAGCUUCAAGCUCGAUCAUGGACGGUUUUCCAGAGAAAAAGGAACAACACAAUAACAAGGGAACUCUAGUCAACGGUUAUGUCGAAGAUAACUCUGAAGGAGGAAAACCUGCUUCAAGAAAACGAACCAUUAUGUGGAUCACUGCCAUCUUUGCGGUUAUAGCACUUGUGGUUGGUGGAGCCAUACUCACAGCAACUUUGUUGAAUCGGAAAGAGCAAGUUACUGAGCGUUUAGUGGAAGUCAACUUGGAACCAGGUGAAACUUUGUUGUAUCAAGUUGAGCAAGUCCUUGAAGUACGAAGUGGAGAGCUUCAGAGAGGGACACUAAGUACCAUCGUUGCUCUUCAAGUAAUAAACAAGACAUCAGAGGAGUAUUGGUUUGUUUUUAAGAUCAUCAGUAUUGAUGCUGAAGGAGAAAACUUGGAAAAAAUCGGUAACGUGACCCGAGGAAGAUCGUUAUAUUUUUUGGUUAGGGUUGAGCGCACUUCAAGGUCUGAAGUAAAGAAAACGUCAAAAUCCACCGAAGAAGAUGAGUCCUUUGAAUUAUACGGAAAUCCAGAGUCCGACGAGGGGUUAACACGCUAUGCCCGAGCCAUACUUACCCAGCUUCUCCCAACUGUUGAGCGCAACCUUUACGAACGUGUAGACGGACAGAAACCAGACCCAAAUUCCGAGCCAAAACCUGAAAAAUCUUCCAUGUUUCCCGGAAUUGUGAAGAUGCACAGAGAAGCAAACACAUCGCAAAAUGACAAACUUUUUAUUAAAAACAAAUUCAAUCGGUCGGAUGUCACCAAUAUGACAUCUGACAUCGACUUGGACUUGUUAUAUGCUGAUUCAUCAGUUCUUAACAAGAGCAACGGCGUGGUAACAAAAGGUGAAGUCCAUUUAAAUGAACAACUAAAUUUCGGAGAGCCAGUUCAGUUUAAGAAAGGAUUCACAGCCGACAUGAUGAAAGUUUCUUUCACGAGUAAGGUUACUCUUCUUGAUGAUGAGAAGUACCGGAAAAGCUAUCUUGAAGACGAGGAACUAGCAGAUGUUAAUGUUCGUGAUUUCGUCAAACUCGUUGCACCAAAAUCUGACCAAAAUUUCAGGGUGAAAACCUCUGAGAGAGAGGCUCUGAAUGAGCCUUCGGUUGAUUCAAAGGAAAUGAACAGCACGUCCGCUGACGAUGAGCGAGAGACAAACUUAACAACAGCAGCGCACGACUCAAGACACCAGCGAAGUCGCAGACAAAACUUUGUUCAAAAAUUCCUUAAUGCUCCUCGAAAGAUUUCGUUCACACUCUUUAAGAAAAAAAUUAUAGGCAUAGAUAUGAAAGUGGAGACCACUGUUCGAAUUGAAUCAAUUAAAAAGCUAGUCAACCUUAAGCUUGACAAGACCGAGUUGUAUUUAACUCUGCAUUUGGGAGCCAGUGUAACAGCGCCACUUCUCCGAGAAUCUAUUGACACCACUAAGAAAGAAACAAAGAAGAUAAAUGGACUAAACGUCGAAGUUAGCCACAGUAUUCCGAUAUUUUGGGUCGUCAGUCUUGAUGUGGAUUUUAUUCUUAAGCCAUCUUUUAGCAUCUCAGUGGACCCAGGCUCACUCUCACCAUCCCAGUUGAACGUAAUGGUAACGCCCUAUGCAUCAGUAACAGCCACUUUGCAAGGAUCUGUAUCCGUAUGGCUUAUAAGGGCUGGGGUAUACGGCGACGGACACUUGAUAAGCGGAAGUCUUCCAAUCAGCGUGUCGUAUGAUGAAAAUCGCCCUUCCUACAGGGAUAUCUGCGUAGAUGUUUCAGCUGACUUACGGAUCCUUGAACUGGAAGCCGGUGUCUUCUACCAAUGGAAGUCAUGUUGGUGGGACUGGUGGAGGCUUAGAUGCAAGUGGGGUACUCGACGCACCUUGCACAGUUUUGGCCGAUGGUCUGCCUUCAGUUUGAGGCAAAAUAUGAUUAAUGAAUGUUUCUGAUAACACUUUCCGAGGCGGUCCGAGUGUUGUGAACUGUUUAGUUUUUAAAGAACUUUUUAAUUGAGUGUCGAAAAUAAUCCGAGAAUGCAUUAGUUUUGCCUUACUUUGCUCUAUGAAUGGUCUAAAAAACUCCGCCACUCCUUCACUGGCGAUCUGAUGCAUAACUUACAUCUAUCACGACUCGCGGUCACCCACGUUUUCCCGCGCUUUUAGGUGGGCUGCUUGUUUUUACUUUGAGUUUUGUUAGCUCUUCAGGGUGUUUUUAUUUGUUCUGAUUGGCUUGUGUAAUUAUUGAGUUGUUUUGGCUUUACGACACUUAAUCUAAAAGUGCUUUAAAUAAGAUUUAGUAUUUUCCAGUGUGUUUUUAGAGGUUUGGUUUUUUUCGGAUUUGAUUAAUCUUAAAGUCGAAGUACCUUAGAUUAGAGAGAGCAUGCGUGGAUUCUAUUUAUGGUUUCCAGUCCAAUAUUGUGGUCGUAUGAUCAUUAUUUCCUAGAUCAUUUCUACGCGAGAUCGAAGCGAUUUUUUUUCACCCAUUCUGCAUUAACAGUGUCAGCGAUCGGCAAAUCCAAACAUAUCAGCAAUUAAGGUAUCUAGGUCGUCAAUGAUUGUACAAAGCUCUGGUACCAUUCUGUUAUCAAAGGGCAGGAACGGAGAAGAUGAAGCUUAUGACGUCACAAGUCACUUGCAUUAACCAAUGCUUGUCGACCGGUGAUUGAUGGCUCUUCAUCAGAUUAGUUGGAUUAACCCUUUACACCCUAACAUCAGUAUGCAUAUUCUCCAUACUGUUCUCUAUAGAUUCACUAAGGUGCUGACAAGGAGAAUUUGCUUUUACAUUUAAGAGAUUCUUUAGUUGGUGAUCAUUUCCUUUUUCCUUUUGACCUUAAUGAGUGAUCCAGGAGUGAUGUUGAAAGAAGAAACUAGCCGCUGGUCACUCUUAGACUUUAAGGAGUUAAAGAAGAUCCCAUGUAGUUUCGUAACUAUUCGUCUCAGCAUUGAGAUGAUUUAUGUACUCAGUGCUUCUCCAAAUUGAUUAAAAAGCUAAGCAAGUUAAUUAAAUCAUUUAAUUUGGGCAAAAAAGAAAAAAAUCUUACUGUUUUGACAGCUUAAAAUCUUUCAUCGUCAUUUUGUGCCUUAUGACGGAGUCGGAAACCGACACGAUGCACUGCAAAACGAAUUGCCCGUCUAAAAAAAUGUAAUGCUCCUUCUCUUUUGGUUAGGAUAGCUGUAAAAGUUCCAAUCAUACCAUGGAUAACUAGUCUGUAUAGUAAUGGACCGUCUAUAUAACCAGAGUGUUUCGUGUGCAAGAACAAUAAACUACUGUUA